GGAGCCCAAACCAUGCGGGGCCCCGCCAGCCACCAGGAGCAGCCCCCAGCCCCAGCGCCCCAGCGCCCCAGCCCGGCCAGGUGAUGGAGUUGGAGCAGUCUAAUUCCCGCUCCCGAUCCCUUCUCCCGCUCCUGCUCCUGCUCCUGCUCUUUCUGUUGCCCCUGCCCCUGUCACUGCCCCUGUCGCUGACCCAGACUCUGCCCCAGGAGCCGUCGCGGGAACCCUCGGGCCCCAGUGGCUGCACUUCAGACCCUUGCACCCAUGGGGGCACGUGCCAGAACACUAGCAGUGGUGGUUUCCUGUGUGUCUGUCCCACGGAGCCCAUGGCCUAUGUGGGGACCGUCUGUGAGAAGCUCUAUGAUGCCUGCUCUGAGCAGGUCUGCCCCGAGAACCAGACAUGCCGUGCAGCUCCAGGGGCUUUGAAUCACACCUGCCACUGUCCUCUUGGCCUCGGGGGUCCCAACUGCAGCCAGGUAGACUGUGGGGAGAACGGCUGUUUUGGCAGCUGUACCACACAGCUGUGCCACCAUGGGGGUACCUGCCUCGCCACGGGGACCGGCUUUGCUUGCCUCUGUCAGCCAGGAUGGACUGGUCCUCUGUGUGAGGAAGACGUGGAUGAGUGCAUGUCAGGGCCCUGCCAGAAUGGGGCUCUCUGUGUGGAUGGGCUUGAUGGCUUCCUGUGCUACUGUGUGCCAGGCUUCCAGGGCCCACGCUGUGAGCUGGACAUCGAUGAGUGUGCAUCCAGGCCCUGCAAACACGAGGCAUCCUGUGUCAACCGUGUGGAUGGCUACCAGUGCCUGUGUUCCCCUGGCUACACAGGACUGAACUGUGAGACAGAAAUAGAUGAAUGUGAAUCAGACCCCUGCCAGAACGGGGGGUCCUGCCUGGAGGGUGUCGGCUCCUACCGAUGCCUUUGUUCCCCGGGCUACACUGGACAUAACUGCCAGGUGGACAUUGAUGAGUGUGAGAGCCAGCCCUGCGCCAAUGGAGGCAUAUGCCACAACUUCAUUGAUAGGUUCCAGUGUAACUGCAGUGGGACAGGCUUCGAGGGUACUUUCUGUGAGGUGGAAGUGCUGGAGUGUCUGUCCAACCCAUGUCUACACAAUGCCACCUGUCUGGAUGGUCUGAGCAACUACACUUGUGUCUGCCUGCCAGGUUACCAUGGGAAGCACUGUGAGAUGGAUGAAGAUGAGUGUGAGGGGGCCCCCUGCCACCAUGGGGGCCUUUGUCUCCAGCGCUCCAAUGAGUCACUCUAUGGAGGAGACCAACCUCUCUUUUCCGGGACCUUCAGCUACAGCUCAGCAGCUGGCUUCGUGUGCCAGUGUCUGCCUGGCUUCACAGGAGACAACUGCUCCGUGGAUGUGAACGAGUGUGAGUCCCAACCCUGCCUGAAUGGAGGGACCUGCGAAGAUCUUCCCAACAGUUUCCAGUGCCACUGCCUGGCAGGGUACACAGGUAUAUCGUGCAUGGUUAAUGUUGAUGAUUGUGCAUCUGAGCCCUGUUUCCGUGGUGCAUCCUGUGAGGAUGGUGUAAAUGACUAUGUGUGCCACUGCCCCCCAUCCUGGGGUGGGAAGGACUGCUCUGUUCAGCUCACCGGAUGUGAAGGUCACGCCUGCCAACAUGGGGCCCAGUGCAUCCCCAUCUACAAGGCGGGGGCCCAUAGUUAUACCUGUCACUGCCUGCCAGGUUUUCAUGGGCCCACGUGUACCCAAUCUACUACCUUUUCCCUGGCAUCUGGUGGCUCCUUGCUUGUAGCACUGCCUAUAGGUGAUGGGCCUGUGCAGCCAGCUGUGUCACUGAGGUUUCGAACUACGUUGCCUGAUGGACUUCUGUUCUCCCGAGGAGACACCAUGGAAAGCCUCACUCUGGAGCUGUCUCAGGGUGCCCUGCAGGCCAUACUGAGGAGCCAAGGCACUGAGCUCCCCUUGAGCCUCAAUACCCCAUCCUUGAGUGAUGGGCAUUGGCACCAGGCUGAAGUGGUCCUCCUCCACUCAGCCUUGGAGCUGAGGCUGUGGCAUGAGGCUUGUGGGAAUGGGCCCUGCCUGAAGAGCCAUCCCCUAAUAGAAGAAGUAGUCCUAGACUCUCCAGCCUUCCUGACUGUCCAUGUGGGUGGUGGGGCUGGGAUCACCCCGAGCUUUGUAGGCUGCCUAGAGGACGUGCGUGUGGAUGGGCUUAUGCUAGUGCCCCAGGAUCUCGCUGAUGGCCGGCCUGGGGUCCAGCUGGGCUGUGAGCAUACUGAUUGGUGUAGCUCAGGGCCUUGUGACCACGGCGGAUCCUGUGUGGACCUCUGGACAACAUUCCAUUGUGACUGCCCCAGGCCUUAUGAAGGCCCCACAUGUUCCCAGGAGCCACCGGCAUGGACCUUUAGCCUGGAGGGGUCCCACAGCAUGGCCUCCUUCCUGCUUAGAGAUGCACUAGGUCCUAACCUCACCAUAUCUUUUGUCCUGCGUACUCGUGAGGCUGCGGGUCUCCUGCUGCAGAUGACCAAUGGCUCACUGCCCACCUACACAGUGUUCUUGGCUGGAGGGGAGGUCCACGUGGAGACAGCUUACACUUCAGUAGUGACUCUUCCUGGACGUUUGGAUGAUGGGCACAGGCACCUGGUGAUGCUCAGCUUAGACCAGGGACAGCUUCGAGGGCUGCCUCUGGGCCCCAGCUAUGAGGUCCAUGUGGGUGGUCUGGCCACACCAGCCUGGGCUGAGCCCUGGGGUGGCAACUUUAGAGGUUGUCUGCAGGACAUUCGUCUUAACAGCCUCCGCCUAGACUUCCUCCCUCUCCUUCACCCAGGCAACUGGACCAGUUCUGGGGAAGUGUAUGAGGGGCAGGCCAGCAACCUUACUUUGGGGUGUGUCUCUGAAGAUACCUGCAGGCUUGAACCUUGUCACAAUGGAGGGACAUGUACUGUGACCUGGAAUGACUUCAUCUGCAGUUGUCCUCCCAAUUUUACGGGGCCUACGUGUGCUAAGCGCCUAUGGUGUCAGGACCAGCCCUGUCCCCCUUCUACCACUUGUGCCGAGGUCUCUGAUGGUUACGUCUGUUUGGCCAAUGCUACGUUCCAGGAUCAGCCGCCUGUCGUGUUCACCAGCUCCAAUGUGUCGGCCAAACGGGAGCUUGUGGCUCUCUCCUUGGCUUUCCGUACCCGGGACCCUGAGGCCACCCUGUUGCAGGCAGCUGGGGAGGGAGCCUCCCUGUGGGUGGCCAUCCGCAAUGGCUCCUUGUCCAUGUCGAUCCGGAGUGGGAACAGCAUUGAGGGAGCUGCCUUCAGAGGUGUGGUGCCUGUUUCCGACGGGGCCUGGCACUGGGUUACCCUCACCAUGGAGGAUCCAGCAGCUUCUGUCUCUCGCUGGUUACUGCAGCUGGAUGGGGCCAGGAACAUGACCCUUUGGGGUCAGGCAGGGAGCCUGGACUUCCUUCACAGCCAUGUGCAGGUUGUUUUGGCAGAAAACUUCACUGGCUGCCUAGGCCGUGUGACCAUCGGUGGCCUCGACCUGCCCUUCGUCCGCCUCACCACGCCUCUGCCCCAGCCAGAGCAGUUCCUUCUGUACACUGGAGAUGACAUAGAUCUGGGCUGUCGUGGUGGCCCUGUGUGUUCGGUGGAACGCUGUCUCCAUGGGGGCACCUGCCAGGACCUCUUCAAUGCCUUUAGCUGUGCCUGCAGCGCCGGCUGGGAGGGCCCACGGUGCGAGGUGGAUGUGGACGAGUGUGUUUCUGCUCCUUGUGUCCACGGCCACUGUGGGAACCUGCCGGGCAGCUACCAGUGCCACUGUGCCCCAGGCUACACAGGGAGGGACUGUGAGACCAACGUGGACGACUGCCUCCAGCACAAGUGCCUAAACAGUGCCACCUGCGUGGACGGGGUCCUGAGUUACUCCUGUCAGUGCCCUCCUGGGUUCAGUGGCCCCCGAUGCCAGUGGACCUUCCCACCAGAUGAAUGCGGCCACAAUUUCACUUGCCUGAAUGGAGGCCACUGUUCUGACGGGCCUUGGGGAGCCAACUGUACCUGCCCAAUGGGCUACACAGGCCUGAGGUGUCAAAUUCGAAUUCCUGAGUGUGAACCCAACCCUUGCCAGAAUGGUGGCACCUGCCAAGCAGCUGGGAGCGAGGUUGAAUGUAUCUGCAGUAGCAGUUUUGGAGGCCGGCACUGUGAUGUGGCUAAAGGGCCUCCAGUCACGCUGUUCUCGUUCCCAUUGAUUGAGGUGGUUGUGCCAGUGGCCUGUGGCUGCCUUCUGCUGCUCCUCAUCGGCCUCCUCUCAGGGGUCCUUGCAGCCCGGAAGAGGCGUCAGUCAGAGGGGACCUAUAGUCCCAGCCAACAGGAGGUGGCAGGAGCCCGGCUAGAAAUGGACAGUGUCCUCAAGGUGCCACCUGAGGAGCGGUUGAUAUGACACCUCGCCCCCACCCCCACCACACACACAUACAUCCACAUCCAGGCCAGGGAUAGGGCUGUGGCCCAUCAAAGCUUGCAUGAUGAGCCGGCCCAGGGCAGGGAGCUUGGGGCCUACUCAACUCAGAGAGCACACAUGGGGCUCACUAAAGCAAACUGUAAAGAAGCACGAAAACCCUAAUCCUUGGGGAUGGGGCUAUGUCACAAGAAGGGUCCUUCUUCCUCCCCUGGUGCCCCAUGGAGCUUAGGACCACUGGUUCAAUGCCCAGGGAAAACUGGGGCCAAUCACGUUAGCCCUUGGGCAGGCAGUGCCUGGGUUUAGGAAGCAGAAGGUCAAGGAUUGUGUUAUAGCAGCAAAAAACUCUGGAUGUGGAGUCAGACUUAUGGCCUGGGUUUAAAUCUUGGCUCUUGCGACUCUUUCCCUGUGUGACAUUUCCCUUCUCUUGGCCUCAGUCUUCCCUUUUGUAAACUGAGAGGGUUGGAUUUGAUUAUUUCUAAGGGUCCUUCCAGCUUUAUCCAAUGAACUCACUUGGCUUAUUUGGGUAUCUUCUCCCUUGAUGCUAGCAACAGGGCAGGAGAGCUUCCCAUGGCAACUUUUUCUUAAACCUGACACCCAAAGCACCAUAUAAAUGACUUGGGAUGGGGUAAAGAUUGGCAGCGAUGGCCCAGCAGGACCUUAGGACCAGGUAGAAACUGCCUGUCCAGGGUCCUCCCUCUGGCCUGCCUGAGGUUUUCUGAUGGUCACUGGCAGAGUAUACCAGGAUGUGAAGAAUCCCUCAGCCCCAUUUCCUCCUGCUCAGCCUCAGGAAAAAUUUUCAUCUUCUGGAUGCUUCCAUGGACUUUUCAAGGGAAUUCUAUAUGGUGUCUCCCAUGCUUGGAUCUUGUCCUCUUUCUGCUUAAUACCUGUGCAGGAUUCUGGAUGGGGCCAAGGGCAGGAAGCACGUAUGGAGGAGGCUUGUUGAGGACGGCAUUUCCCCUUCUGUGUGUUGGUCGCUACCUUCAGGUCACCCUUAGGGAAUGGGGAGCAACUCAGGGAACCAAACCUGAAUGAUAGGAAUAAUACAAGAGAGAUAGAAGCCACCCUCCCCUUGCCCCUUCCUUCCUUCUUGUACCUAUGUAUUCCUAUUUAAGGAAUUGUGCUUCAGCUGGGCUGAGGCUGUGUGUGUGUGUGUGUGUGUGUGUGUGUGUGUGUGUGUGUGUGUGUGUGAGAGAGAGAGAGAGAGACAGACAGACAGACAGACUGUGGGGGCAGAUUUCUGUGAGUAUACAUACAGUUAAUUCAUGCAUUCCUUUAUGUGGAUAUAGGCAUGUGUUCACAUUACACACAUGUAUAUGCAGGGGUGUGUCCAAGGCACAUUCGUUCAUGUACAUAUCUAUGUGUAUGUAUAUUUGGUUGUGAGAUAGGUCAAAUGGGGGGAGGGGAAAGAGGGAAGGCUGUAUGUCAUGAGCCUUUGGGUUUCCUUGAGUUACUUAGGGGCUUGGCUAGAGUUGAGCUGGGAACAGAUCCAUAGAAUGCAGGAUUUCCCAUUCCCAGAAUACUUUUUGUGCAGCAGCUGGGAAAUCAAGAUGAAGAAAUCUAAUCAAGCCUGUGAGCAUCUUCCCUCUUCCCAGGAAUUUCAGUGGCACUUCUCUCUCAGUAUAUAGGACAAGUCACACACACUGGAGCUAAAGACAUGAAUUGUACUACUGAACUUUCUUAACACUGGAGCCUGGAGCCCAGAAGUGCCUUUUAAAGACUUUAACAUGGCUGUUUGACUUCCUUGCUUUUGGUUGUAAUGUGUUAUUUUUAUGUGCUUAGUGGAGGUGGUGAUUUUCAUUUUGUAUGUUGUCCUUGCUCACAGCUAUGAUGGAAUCUUCCCCUGAGGUUAACAGAAUGCAGCUCAGCAACCAACAGACCAGUGGAGGCACCACAUUGUUUGAUGUCUCUGCAAUCAUCUGCUAGGGUGCAAUGGCUAGUAAGCCUCUACAUGGCAAGGGAAGAUGAUGAAUCAUCACUCCCAGCCAGGCAACCAGAAAAAGCCAGCAGAAACUCCUAGACUAAAACACUAUUCUUUUGCUUUUUUUUGGUUUUUUUUUGCGGGGCAAUGGGGGUUAAGUGACUUGCCCAGGGUCACACAGCUAGUAAGUGUUAAGUGUCUGAGGCCGGAUUUGAACUCAGGUACUCCUGAAUCCAGGGCCGGUGCUUUAUCCACUGCGCCACCUAGCCACCCCAAACACUAUUCUUUUGAAUAAUUUUUCCUGCUGCUGACUCCAGGUCCUUCUCCCUUGGCAUUAGAAAAUUCCUCAUAGCUCCUGUUAAAUCCCUGCUUGUCAGUCUGCAUACUCAAAACCCCGUUUUGGGCACUCUAUCCAAAAAAAUCCACAGGGGACUAUGUGGUAGAAAGGGCAACAAGGCUAUCCUUAGCUUCCAAAGUGUUCUCUGAUUGUCAUACAAGUAAACCUAGGGGCAAGAAUAAAUGAAUUAGGUUAAAUUAGCAAUGCUAUGCCGUCCCCUUUGUUCUAUAUAUCUGCCUUCAUAUUGUAUACCCACCAGCAAAAACAAACAAAAUCGAAACUCUUGUAAAGCAUUCUGGACAGCACAAAAAGGCUCUUCUCUCUACACUGGAAAAAGCACUGGCCUUGGUGUCAGGACAUUCCAGGUUCAUAUACUGCUUUUAUGACUAAGGCACACAUGACUCAGGGCAGCUAGGUGGUUUGAUGUAUAAAUGGUCGGGCCUGGGGUCAGGAAGACCUGAGUUUGAA
Messenger RNA from Dromiciops gliroides (monito del monte), 7123 nucleotides. RefSeq names its product crumbs cell polarity complex component 2 (gene CRB2). Bases 84 to 4382 code for a protein of 1432 amino acids. The record is from RefSeq and is a predicted model, not a curated record. Gene Ontology annotation, cellular component: protein-containing complex; plasma membrane. The transcript has 13 exons. Gene Ontology annotation, molecular function: calcium ion binding. Lineage: Eukaryota; Metazoa; Chordata; Mammalia; Microbiotheria; Microbiotheriidae. Gene Ontology annotation, biological process: establishment or maintenance of epithelial cell apical/basal polarity; heterophilic cell-cell adhesion.